Molecule: messenger RNA, 1344 nt
Organism: Vicia villosa (hairy vetch)
Lineage: Eukaryota; Viridiplantae; Streptophyta; Magnoliopsida; Fabales; Fabaceae
Exons: 2
Coding region: 1-1344 (447 amino acids)
Source: RefSeq, a predicted model, not a curated record
AUGGAAAUUAAAGUUCGUAAGCCUUUUUGCCUUAGCUUUAAAGGAGUGCCUACACCUUUGAAGUUGCUUUGUGACAAUGUCUCUGGUUCCCUCGUGCUUUCCGAGUCUCUUAAUAAGCUAAUCAGUUUGGUACGAACUAAAGUGGAUGAAGCACUCCUCAACACCAUGAUCCGGUUUUAUGAUCCUCUACUACAUUGCUUCACUUAUAGGGAUUUUCAGUUGGUUCCUACGUUGGAAGAAUUCUCUUCUAUUUUAGGGUUGCCGGUACUUGAUCAGAUGCCCUACACUGGUGAAGAAGAGACUCCUAAGUUGGAAGAUGUUGCUGCUGCAUUGCAUUUGCCUCGAUCAGAAAUCAAGAAAGUUUGGGUGAAUAAAGGAGAUUAUACUGGUGUACCAAUUGACUUCUUGUAUAGUCAAGCUGAUAUCUUAAUUAAUGCUAUGAGUAUGGAUGCUCUUGAAAAGGUCCUCGCUUGCCUAAUCUAUGGGCAAGUAUUGCUUCCACGUUAUGACAAAAUCGUGGAUGUGAUUGCUCUCAAGAUCUUCAUUAGCAACAAUCCGGUUCCAACUUUACUAGGUGACCUGCUGCAUUCCAUUCAUCACAGAUCGUCUAAAGGCAAAGGUUGUGUUCUUGGAUGCGCACCAAUAUUGCAUAAGUGGUUUAUUUCGCACUUACCCCGCUCCAUGAUAAAAAAUGAAGAAGGCUUGACAUGGGUUCAAAGAAUCAUAAGGCUCUCAUACGACGACAUUAUCUGGAGUCAGAAAGAUUUCGAAGGAACUCACUUGUUCGAUAGCUGUGGAGACUUCCCAAAUGUACCUCUUCUUGAUACGACUGGAAAGAAAAAGCUGUUUAUUAGAGCUUGGUCCAAAGUAAAGAAAGUAUGCACAAAAGAGCUAGGACCAAGAAACUACAUCCCUUCAGACCUUUAUUUUAGAUGGAUUUAUGAUCAAGUGAUUGAGCACGAUAUGCCAUACCCAUCUGAUACUCCUAUUGUGCCAAGGGUUACUCCUCCAGUUAUUCCUGUGGUUUUGGAGCCUUAUGUACCUGCUCCAAAGGAAGAUCUUGCUGUUACCAUUGCUUCCUUGAGGAGAGAAAAGGCGGAUCUUGAAAGUCGUUUACAAAAGAUUGAAGCUGAAAAAGCGGUGUUGGUGGCUGAUGCUAAAGAGCGAGAUAGUAUGCUUGACUAUUUCUCCCGCAAAUGGAAGAUUGAGGAUUUCGUCUCUCCAGAUCAGAUACAAUCAUGGGAACGAGAGAUUGAUAGGCUCGUCCAAGAAAGGAAUGAGAUGAUUAAGGCUCACAAAGAAGAGAUCAGAAUUUUGAAGAGAAAGCGCCGAGCUGGAGAUUGA